GAGCAUCAACGUUCCUCCGACGACGACAAUAACGAAAGUCCUGUGAAAAAGAGUAAAAAAGCAGCAGGCCAACCACACUUAGUUGCUAUUAAUUAUCCCAGUCUAUUGUCACAACAAGAUGAACGGACAGAAUCUCGAUCUAAUCUGGAUGACUCUUCAACUUCUAUUGAGCAUGAUAAAGAUUCUAAUAUUGCUUUGGAAGUUGUACUGCCAGUGGGACGUGAUUUCACCGAGAAUGCAUUUGCCAGCACGAAUUCUACGCCAACAUCUUCACGAACUCUCGUCAGCCGUGACUCUCCAGCUCAACAUUAUAAGAUGGCUUCAUAUGAAAAUACAAACAGAGGAAAUUCGUCCAAUCUUGCUGCUGAGACAAAUAUGAAUUCCGGUUUUGAGGGCCAAGUCAUUCGGAAAUUGGAUUUUCUAAGUGCAACCGUUAAUCAUCUCUGUGACGCAGUCAACUUGCUUGUGAAUCGCCAUCAAAUUGAACAAAUUGAGUACAAGGAAAAUGCGUUUGAUCUACCCAUUUCAACCACAGGGGCAAUGAAAGUCGUUGAGGAUGAGUUAAAAGCAUCGGAAAGAAGAGGCGACAAGAAGCAAUCACUCGUUUUUCAUCUCGCACUUGGUGGAGGGCGCAAAACCCCUGAUUCGACAUACCGAGUGAUGGCAGAAUUAAUGACGAAUGAAAUCGCGGCACAAUUUAGCUACGAAGGAAAGAAAGGCAAACUCUCCUUCUGUGAUUUUCCCCUCAUAAAGGCGUCGGUUUUGGCCGCAGUAAGACGGAAUGUUGGAGAUGCGAAAGGAAACGAUAUUGAAGACGGGAUAAAAUACUGGUUGAAAAAGGGACCGGAACGACUUAAAAGAGAGAAGAAAAGUAAUGCAGUUCCCGGCGAUGCUACUGCAGAAGUUAAUAUUAUAUAAUAAUCACUAGUAUACGAUACAAUAAUACACAAGGUAUAUGUUGUUUUAUAAUCAUAAAAC
This is a messenger RNA of Folsomia candida, 978 nucleotides long. RefSeq lists its product as uncharacterized. Bases 316 to 918 code for a protein of 200 amino acids. The transcript is spliced from 7 exons. Lineage: Eukaryota; Metazoa; Arthropoda; Collembola; Entomobryomorpha; Isotomidae. The record is from RefSeq and is a predicted model, not a curated record.